AGGGAGGGAGGGCGGGCGAGGGGAGAGGACUGAGCACCCGCGACCGGGCAGGCCGGACUGAGGGGUAGCGGCAAAAAGCAGAGCGCCGCGAUCUCUGUCGGGAAGCGCAACCUCCCCGGGCCCCGCGGGGCCGCGCAGGGGGCGUCCUCAAGCCCUCGCCCGCUCCCUCUUUCCAUCUUCUGCCGCCCGCAGGCCACCCCGGGGCCCGGUCAUCCGCGCGCUCAUCCUCGGGCUCGGGCCCGUCCCUGGCCCUCGAGGGAGCCGCCGCCUUCAUCGCUGCCUCUGCAGCGGCCACACCAGAGGCCGCCCAGGCGGGAACCCGGCGUGAGCAUCGGGCGCCCCCCUAGGAGUGCACGACCCCCGGAGCCGCCCUCAACACGGACCGCGCCCGCUGGGCACACAAGAAUGGUCACUCAGAUACUGGGGGCCAUGGAGUCUCAGGUGGGGGGGGGCCCGGCCGGCCCGGCCCUGCCCAACGGGCCACUCCUUGGUACAAACGGAGCCACUGAUGACAGCAAGACCAACCUCAUCGUCAACUACUUGCCCCAGAACAUGACCCAGGAUGAGUUCAAGAGUCUCUUCGGCAGCAUUGGUGACAUCGAGUCCUGCAAGCUGGUUCGGGACAAGAUCACAGGGCAGAGCCUCGGCUACGGGUUUGUGAACUAUUCUGACCCCAACGAUGCAGACAAAGCCAUCAACACCCUCAACGGCCUCAAAUUGCAGACGAAGACCAUCAAGGUGUCCUAUGCCAGACCCAGUUCCGCAUCCAUCCGGGAUGCCAACCUGUACGUCAGCGGGCUCCCCAAGACCAUGAGCCAGAAAGAGAUGGAGCAGCUCUUCUCCCAGUACGGCCGCAUCAUCACCUCUCGCAUCCUGGUGGACCAGGUCACAGGUGUCUCUCGGGGUGUGGGAUUCAUCCGCUUUGACAAGAGGAUCGAGGCCGAGGAGGCCAUCAAAGGACUGAACGGGCAGAAGCCGCUGGGAGCGGCGGAGCCCAUCACGGUCAAGUUCGCCAAUAAUCCAAGUCAGAAGACGGGGCAGGCGCUGCUCACUCACCUCUACCAGUCCUCGGCCCGGCGCUACGCAGGCCCCCUGCACCACCAGACGCAGCGCUUCCGGCUGGACAAUUUGCUCAACAUGGCCUACGGAGUCAAGAGUCCCCUGUCGCUCAUCGCCAGGUUCUCGCCGAUCGCCAUCGAUGGCAUGAGUGGCCUGGCGGGCGUGGGCCUGUCGGGGGGCGCGGCCGGUGCCGGCUGGUGCAUCUUCGUGUACAACCUGUCUCCGGAGGCCGAUGAGAGCGUGCUGUGGCAGCUGUUUGGGCCCUUUGGGGCAGUCACCAAUGUCAAGGUCAUUCGCGAUUUCACCACCAACAAGUGCAAGGGCUUCGGCUUCGUCACCAUGACCAACUAUGACGAGGCAGCCAUGGCCAUCGCCAGCCUCAACGGCUACCGCCUGGGCGAGCGCGUGCUGCAGGUGUCCUUCAAGACCAGCAAACAGCACAAGGCCUGAGCUGCCCCGCCGCCCCCGCCCCGGGCAGCAGAGAGAGAGAGAGAGAGAGAGAGAGAGAGAGAGGAGGGGCCCGAGAGAGAGAGCCCAGGCAGACCCACAGCCCUACGAAGCCACAGGGUGAGCACUCGGGGAGCAGGAGGGUCUGCAGGGGAGGGGGUGCCCGGGGGUCCCCCACUCCGCUCUCCCUGCCCCCCCAUCCCAGGCUGGGCUGCUCACUCUCUCGUCUUGGUUUGGUUCAUGGUGAAGGUUAUUGUUUCUUUUCUCGGUUAAAAAGAAAGCAGAGACGAGCCCCCCAGUCCCCCCUCCAUGGGAUGGCUUGGGGGACACGGGGUGCCCUCUCAGGCCCCUUUGCCCAGGCUUCCCAACACGUCGGUGGGCCUGGAGAGAGAGGGGAGGGAACAGGUUUAAAAAUCCCCAAAAAAGUGAAACAUGAAGAGGGGUGUGGGCAUUCCCAGCCCCCCAGAGCCCCUGGGUGGAAUUCGGGGAGCAGGGGGCGGGGCUGGAAGCAGAAACAAAAUGAAAAACAGGGGAGGGUGGGAGGGGAAGAAAAACUCUAUUUUUGUAAAAAGGGAAAAAGACCUCGUGGAGAAUUUUUACUGGGGAUUCUUGAACUUGAAAAAAAAAAUCACAAAAAAAGACAAAAAAAAAAAAAAGAAACUAUUUUGGCAGGUUAUGUUUACCAACUGGGGCAGGGGUGUGGGGAGCAGGGCUGAGGGGCCGGGAGUCCACAGGGCCACACACAGAGGAACAGCCACACGAAGACAUGCAGGGGCACAUGCUUACACCACAGGGGCAGAGACAGGCACGGACACACUCAGAGGUCAUUCAGGACCUCUCUGGCCAAACCCAGACACGUGGACAGGGGUCAACCUCGACAAAGAAGGGGUCAGGUUUAGGGGUAUAUCAUGUGGACACAGACGAAGGUGGCCAUACAUACAUGUAGGCGUGCCAGCACACCCACAGGUCCACACGGACACACGAUCGUGGACACAGGUCUGCUUGGAUGUGUGGAUCUAGACACCUGGUCACAGAGACACAAACACCCAGGAACACAUGCACAGCACCCCACAGGCCCAGCAAGAGAUCCCACCCCGGCCCUGACCCUGUCACUUCCUCCAGGCUGGCCCGGCCCCCCCCUCCCAGAGUCCCCUUGGCUCCAACGUGCCCCAACCCCAGGUUCUCUGCACAGCUCUCUCCUGGCUCAUCAGGGGUCUCCCUGCUGCCCACCAACAGGCGUGCACACGCAGUGUCCAUGCAUCCAGACACACAAUACCUCGUUCCACUUUGGCAUCAUGGUGGGCUGGAGGCAGUCCCCACCCCCCACAACACUUGAGGCCAAAGGACCCCCUGUCCCUGGGGCUCAGCCUCCCUGGGCUGAGGGAGAGGCCCAGCCCUGAGCCUCCCCCAACCAGGGCUGGGCUUCCCCAGCAGCAAGCACCCAGCAACCCGCCAGGCCCAGGGUGGAUGGGCCCUGCGGCCCAGCCCCAUGUCCCUUCCCGUCCACUCGUUACCCCUUUUGGUUUGUUGGGUUUUGUGUCUUUCCAGGUUGGGGAGGGCAGUGGACAAGCCCCCAUCUGGAGCUCCAGCCCUGGCUUCUGUCUGGAUUUUGCUCCUGCCUCCCUUUUCAUUCUUUUUAAGAAAUUCCAACAGAAGCCAAAGCCUGGAGCCCCCGGGAGCCCUCAAAGCCCCCACCCACCCCUCAGUGGGCCCAGUCAGAACUGAAAAUUGCAAAGCCCCCCGACUAGUUCUAGUUGCCUUCUCCCGGUGUCCUCUGCGUUUGGUGUCUGGCCAUGGCCCCAUCUGGACGUCCAACUCUCUCUCCCCACCCCUCCCGGUGUUGUUCUUAAACGUCUGUGGAGCUUCUGCUGCAAGGAACAAAAAGAAAAAAAAAAAAAAAA
Messenger RNA from Ictidomys tridecemlineatus (thirteen-lined ground squirrel), 3407 nucleotides. RefSeq names its product ELAV like RNA binding protein 3 (gene Elavl3). The record is from RefSeq and is a predicted model, not a curated record. Gene Ontology annotation, cellular component: ribonucleoprotein complex. Gene Ontology annotation, molecular function: RNA binding. Lineage: Eukaryota; Metazoa; Chordata; Mammalia; Rodentia; Sciuridae.